UUAAGUUUCGGUUUCCAAUCAGCUGAAAUGAAAGCAAACAUUUCCUGCUGCCUUUAAAAGCAGCAGCUCCACUUUUCACAGCUGCAGUCUGACUUUAGGCAGCGAUGGAGGCUGUGAUCUUAAAGUACAUAUGCGCCAAUCAGGGAGCGGUUAACCUUGAAGAUCUGGUUAGUAAUCUCGGUGAAUCCGCGAACGAGGUGGUUUCCAACCCCAGCAGGUUUGCUCUGAGCUCCGGUGCUGACGGGCAGCAGAGAGUGGUGGCCCGGAGCGGCCUGAGGCUGUGCAGGAAGAAGGACUGUCCUGGGGACUGCAGGAGCCUCCACCUGUGCAAAAACUUCCUCUUCAGCGGUACCUGCCACUUCCUGCUCAGAAGAGGAUGCAGUUUCUCCCAUGAAUUAAACUCGGACUACAACCAAAGGUUACUGAAAGAACAUGAGCUGGAUUGCCUGAACAGGGCGGAGCUCUGUACGCUGCUGCUGCAGAGCGACAACACCAUGCUGCCCUCUAUAUGUCAUGAUUACAAUAACGGCGACGGCUUGUUCGGCCGGUGCGAGAGGGGCUUAGCUUGUGAAAGGCUUCACGUCUGUGAGAGGAUGCUGGACCAAUCCUGUAGCUGCUACCGGGAACAUAACUUCUUCGGUCUUCAGCCGAGGAAAAGCUUAAACGCUAAGAUGGUCCCCAACGACAUCAUUGUGUCCUUGAAGUCUGUUUAUCCCAAUAAGAAGGCGCUGUGGAUCUCCGGUAGAGGAGGAGCGAGUCGAGGGCACAGGGGGAACUGUGGGGGGCCCAAUGAAAGACACGGCAGAGGAAGAGCGAGAGGGGGCAAUAGAGGGGGUAGGGGCACCAGGGGUCAUAGAGGAAACCUCAGCCAGCGACGAACACCUAGCCAUAGCGACAUCUCCGCUGAUCUUGAUCUGUUGGAUUUGUACACGGAAGACGGAGUAAAUGAGCAUGGAGGUUGUAAUUCCUCCAGCAGUGACGUCUCUGCUGCUGGCUACGACGUCGAUAGAAGAAGUGACAGUGGUUUGAAUGGGCCGGGACCCUACGGCCGGGGGAGGGGGGGUUACAGGGGGCCAAGAGGGGCCAGGGGGAACAGGGGAGGCAGGGGAACCGGAUACAACCCCCUACAGCAACUACGAAGCACUUCCUUUGGCGACCUCUGGGGCGAGUCCAGUGGCCUGAACCUGUACGGCGAAGGCGAACCGAGUCGCAGUGACAGUCGCCAGGAAGAUCCCGAUUCAUCCAACAGCGACGUCUCCGCCAUCACAGACGACGCGGGCGCGCAGAGUGCAAAGACAAAACGGCGCUCAAAGAGUCGCAAUCGAACUUCAGCAAGUAAAGGGAGAGGAAGCAACCAUGGAGGGCCCCGUAGGGCCUCUGCUACCGACGACCCCGGCGCUGGUGCAGAACAGGGAAACAAGGAACAGAAAAAAGGACAAAAGAACAAAACUGCAAAGAUUGAUAAAACGGAGAUAUGCAUGUACUUCAUCAAAGGCUACUGUAAAAAUGGAGACAAGUGCUUUAAAGCUCACGACAAGAUGCCGUACAGAUGGCAGGUCCAUGAAGGCGACCAGUGGAAGGCGUUGCCCAGUAAUGAGGCCAUCGAAAAGGAGUUCUGUGACCCUGGAAACUCGUACAGCAGCGGAAGUCCACCGGUGCAUUUUGACACGAUGACGCGCGGAGAGAGCAAAGUCCGACGGCUCACCACGGUGAACUCCAUGGUGGAGCCCAGCUUCAUCCACACCACCGAGUGGCUCUGGUACUGGCAGGACGAGUUUGGGAAGUGGAACCAGUACGGUUCAGACAGCGCUGGAAGGAAAUCUGCGGACAUCAACAGCGCCACGCUGGAGAAGAAGUUUCUGGAAGAUCAGAACGACACUUUGGAGUUUUCUGUCGGCUCUCAGUCGUACUCUCUUAGUUUUCAGGACAUGAUUCAGACAAACAAACAUUACGGCACGAAGAGGCUGGUGAGCAGACGUCCUCGGUUCGUCUCCACCGAAGAAGUCAAAUCGAAGAAAGUGACAAGGCCUCCAGCUGUGCCAGACAACUGGGACAAAACUCAGAUCCCUGAACGAGGAUUCUCGAAAGUCUCCAUUCCGCAAACAUCAGAUGAAUUUAAAAGGCUUCAAACACUUUUUAGUACAACCAUGAGAGGCUUUGAUAUUAUCAAGAUAGAGAGGAUUCAGAACAAAGCACUUUGGGAACUCUUUCAGUGGCAAAAGAAUAAGAUGAAGACCAACAACGGUGGACAGGAAGUAGUAGAAAAGCAACUAUUUCACGGCACCAACCCCGAGUACGUUGAAGCUAUUUGCCACAACAACUUUGAGUGGCGGCUCUGUGGGGUUAAUGGGACGGCUUAUGGCAAGGGAAGCUACUUUGCCCGGGACGCUAAAUACUCGCACAGCUACACCGGUAACUCUGAUGUCAGAACCAUGUUCGUGGCCCGUGUGCUGGUGGGGAGCUACACUAAAGGGGACUCCAAUUACAAACUGCCUCCUUCCAAAGACGGUGGAGUCCAUAACCUCUACGACAGCUGUGUUAAUGACGUCACAGACCCUUCUAUAUUCGUAGUGUUUAAGGAGAACCAGAUCUAUCCUGAGUACCUGCUGCAGUACAAGACCACACAUCCACUUGUCGACAGACUGAGUACACCGACGGUUUCGGUACAGCAACCCAAACCAGUGGUUCCACCUAAGCCAUCGGUGUCUCAAACUAGCGCAGCAGCAUAUAAACCGAGUACCAUGUCGUAUAAUCCCAGCACCGCGUUGUAUCAUCUCAGUACCGCGUCGGCACAGCAAGUGAAACCAGUAGUUCCACCUACGCCACCAGUGUCUCAAUCCAGCACUGCUUCAUAUAAUCCCAGCAGCGCGUCUUAUAAUCCCAGCAGCCCGUCUUAUAAUCCCAGCAGCGCGUCUUAUCUAUCGAGAUCCUCCAGCACAUCAUCUCCGCCGUACCGAAGCAGUUACCAACCCGCCUCUUAUCCUUCAUCUUCCUCAUCGAGACCCCAACCCUCAAAGUCCGACUCCUGUGUCAUAGCUUAAAGAAAACAGUCAGAUCGCCCAAAAUUCUGUCUACAAUUAUACGUUUUUGCUUUAAGUAAUCUUUGUAUUUCAUCAACAUUCAGCCUGUAGUAGAAAAUAUUGGAUAUAAUUGAGAAACUCGAUCUUUUUCCAUGUUUUUGUUAUUUAGUACCUUUGCAUCCAUCAACAGACAGUAAAGCGCUUUUCUCAGGGUUACCUGUAUUUAAAUGGUGCUCUCUACCAAACUCCCACUAAUGAGUCUGGGCGGGUACCACCUACAGUCCUCUAGUUGUUGUGACUGACUUGUCGUUCAUUUUGUUCAUAAAGAGGAUCUAUUGCAGACGAAUACGGUUCCAAAGAAACGCCAGCACGCUGUUAGCGGGCCUGUGGUGGCGACACAGCAUUGAUGGAUCCGUCUUCAGCGCUGUCAGACUAAAACAGCCUUAUUUACGUUUCUUAAUAAAUAUUUUCCUAAAAAACAGAUUUUUUUUUUUUUUUUGGAAGUUCUGUAAUCAACAAGGUACAAAUGGGCUUUAGUAGUUCUUCCAGUCCUGCGGGUGGCACUGUAGGGCCAGUAUGAGAUAAACAAAUCAAUGGAUCAAGCCAGUCAUGUUUGCGCUGCCUGGUUAAAACGUUAAAAAUAUAAAUGAAACGAAACAGAGUGGCAUUUUACAAGGCUUUUACUCUGAAACGCGUUUUCAUAAUUCGCCAUUUUUAUGGAUGAAAAAAAGCUGAAACAAUGAAAAGAAAGUAGCUUAUUCUCACAUCGUUCCAGCGUGAAUGGAAACCAGCUACAGGUUCUCUUUGAGACCUGAACUCCGACUACUUAGACGUAGAAGUGCUCAGCAUGUCGGAUCAGACGAGCUUAGAUACCGAUAUGACUGAGACGCUUCACGAAAAAUACGGGGGUUUCUGACACCCUAACGGCAAGUAGCUAAUGUCUUCGGGGAGCAAUUAGCAGAAUAGCAUUUUCGCUAUCGAAGGACUGCGUUCGGAAAAAAACACCAGAAAAGUAAAGAUGUACUCCGCAUGAACCGACACUGUUUGGUUUGUCUGCUGAUGCUGUUUAAUAAACAGCAAAAAAA
Cyprinodon tularosa is the source of this 4105-nucleotide messenger RNA. RefSeq lists its product as uncharacterized. NCBI's taxonomy places the organism in Eukaryota, Metazoa, Chordata, Actinopteri, Cyprinodontiformes, Cyprinodontidae. The transcript is spliced from 12 exons. The coding region runs from base 105 to 3041 and encodes 978 amino acids. Gene Ontology annotation, molecular function: NAD+ poly-ADP-ribosyltransferase activity; metal ion binding. The record is from RefSeq and is a predicted model, not a curated record.